GUGUACACCGAUGAACAUGCCCUUUUUCUUACAUUCUCAAAUGACUUUCCCUUGUCGGAAAUGCAAAUUCUCAAUUACUUUAACGGGUAUUAUGGACCAUAUGUCGAAGGAGUGAAUGUGCACACGCCUAGGGAAAGAAGUGGGCAUCCUUGUUUGGAAAAAUUGCUUUUACGCAUUCCAGCCUUACUGAUGCAAAGCCAUGGAAAAAUAUAUUUCAUAGUGGAGGGCCGCCAUCUCUCCUGCAAAAG
This is a messenger RNA of Eruca vesicaria subsp. sativa (arugula), 248 nucleotides long. Lineage: Eukaryota; Viridiplantae; Streptophyta; Magnoliopsida; Brassicales; Brassicaceae. The record is from the annotation of a GenBank genome assembly.